CCAAGGCCAGUUAAUAAAGCUAGUAGUUACAGAGAUUUUGAGGGAAUUGAAGAAAGCUCAUCUUCUUGUGACCGACAACUUAGUUGGGAUUGAGGAUCGCUUGGAGGCAGUCAUCCGAUUGGUUGAUGUUGGCGCGAGAGAUGUAAGGAUGAUUGGGAUAUGGGGUAUGGGAGGCAUCGGUAAGACGACUCUUGUGAAGGUCAUCUACAAUCAGAUUUUGGAUCAAUUUGACGGUCGUAGCUUCCUCAAUGACAUUCAUGAGUCGGUAAAACAGAAUGGUCUUAAGUACCUGCAAAGUCUGCUAGUUGCUGAUUUCUUAAGGCGUGAACGUCAGGAUUUCACUAGUGUGGAUGAGGGAACUGGGGAGCUUAAGCGCAGGUUCCGUGACAAGAGAGUCUUCAUUGUUCUCGAUAUUGCUUGCCUCUUCACAGGCAAGCAAUAUCAAGAAGCAGAUAUUUUUGGAUAUUGCUUGCCUCUUCACAGGAGAAGAUAAAAAUAUUCCCUCAUCUAUGUGGAAAGAUUGCAAUUUCUUCCCGGAAGGUGGAAUUGACAUCCUCCUUCUAAUGUCUCUGAUUAAGAUUGUACCGGAUAACAAGCUGUAGAUGCAUGAUCAACUCAAAGAUCUCGGUCGGGAAAUUGUCCGGAAAGAAAAUUAUGGACAACCAGGAAAACGCAGUAGGUUGUGGUACUAUGAAGAAGCAAAGGAUGUAUUGGACAAUUCUGAGUUGUUUGUGGAGCAGGGUACGGAGAAUGUUUUAGCCUUCCAUCUUGAUUUUAGAGUUGGGUUCGAAGACUGCCAUUUCACCGGCGAGCAGUUUAGAAAGCUAUCAAAGUUGAGGUUCCUCCAUUUACAUUGUGAUGCUCUGGAAGGAAAUUUUGAUGGCUGCUUAUCGAACUUGAGAUGGUUGAGUUUGCAUAGUUCUAUAUUGAUGAACCAGAUGCCUAUGCCAGCCAAUUUAAAUCUAAAGAACAUCGUUGUUCUGGAAUUAACAUCAUGCGAUGUUAGAGAUGGUUGGGACUCUAUCCAGAUGGCUGUGAAACUGAAAGUCCUUUCCCUGCGACACUGCCAUUAUAUUACCAGAACUCCUGAUUUUUCACGGUUUACUAAUUUAGAGAGUUUAAGCUUUGAAAACUGUCACCAGUUGGAAGUGAUCGCUUCAUCAAUAGGGAGGCUUAAGAGUCUGGCGUUCCUAAACCUUAGUUUUUUGUCACAACAUUAGGGAGCUACCUCAUUAAGUGGGCUACUUGAAGGCAUUGACUGAGCUCAUUAUUGAUGGAACUUCGUUGCAAGAUAUACCAAUCUUGAGUCACAUGAAGAAGCUCAAAAUUCUCCAUGCAAAGCAUUGCAAGUUUUUGUAUCAGAUUCCCAACUCCAUUGAUCUCGGAACUUCUCUCUCGGAUCUAAUACUUGAUUUUUCUGAUAUCAUCGAGCUUCCUGACUCCAUACAGGCUCUUGUGAAACUACAGCGUCUGUCAUUGAAGAGCUGUUCGUUGUUGACAGCACUUCCAGAUUCCAUUGGGCAGCUGAAGGAAUUAAUCGAGCUUAACUUAUCUUUAACAAGAAGGAUUACUAAGUUGCCCGAUUCCAUUGGAGAUUUAGAAAAGCUGCAAGUGCUCAACAUUGGUCAAUCUGGCAUACGUCACUUAUCGACAAAUCUUGGAAAUAUGAGAAAGCUCAUGGUGCUCGACGCUUCGUUUUGUGUGGAGAUGGAGGGAGAACUUCCUUCUGAGCUCGGGCAAUUGUCCCUCUUAAGGGUCUUGAGAUUAGAUGAUGCAGGCAUUAGAAGCCUUACGCUAUCUAUCAGGAAUCUUGAUCAUCUCCAAACACUCAAUGUAAUAGGAUGCCAUGACCUUCACACUCUCCCUGAGCUUCCUACUGGGUUGACUAAUCUUCAAGUGUCACGACUCGAAAUUUCAGUAGAGUUUCCCCUAUAUUUUCUCGAUAUCCAUUAUCAUAUAAACCAUUCAUUUA
Molecule: messenger RNA, 1972 nt
Organism: Punica granatum (pomegranate)
Lineage: Eukaryota; Viridiplantae; Streptophyta; Magnoliopsida; Myrtales; Lythraceae
Source: RefSeq, a predicted model, not a curated record